CAUUCUCUUCCUCCUCCCAUCGAUAGAUUAUUCCGUCACCUAAAAGCUGCGUACCCGCCGAUCGAGGCCGAACGUGUUGUGAAAGUAACCGACUAAAUUCGUCACCGUAACAGCCCCACACAGCGCCGCGCGCCGGCGGCUUCUUUCGCCGCUUUUAUCUGGCAUUGCCCUGUCCCGCCGCUAUCCCAAUUGCGUCCCAAUCGGGUCUGAGCUGUCUGACCGCGUAUCCGGUCAACGAUACUCCUGGUGUCGUGGUUGACGCGUGUCCCUUUGUAGGACGCUCGGUUUCCUAAAAAAAAAUUUGGCGUGUCCCGGCUUCAUAGAGCUCCUUGAUUGUGGAUUGCUGGCUAUUUGAAGUCAUCAGCUGGGAGAAGGUUAUUUGAACAAAUGUGUUGUCUCUGAGCCUCACAAUGGCUGGGAAUGCAAGGUUUGAAUUAAAAUCUGCUAGCCCUGACUCAGGAUUUGCUGGAGGCUACAUUAACGGGCAAAGAGGUGCAUAUAAUGGUCCCAUCUCAGAGAGAUCUGUGAGUUUCAGUGAGAGUGCUGGUAGCAGGGUGUUUGGUUAUGGGAAGGGUUCAACUCGUGCCAGUACAAUAUUGAUGGGAGAAAUACCUCUAGUAUCUCAUUGUCUAACGUUAGAACCAAUUAUAAUGGGAGAACCAAAGUUUUCUCAUGUUGCCGAGUUGAGAAGGGUUAUGGGACCUUUGGCGAGCACCUCUGAAGACAAUUCUUUAUUUAUGGAUGAGCUAAGGCGUUAUAUGGCUAAUGUUGCAUAUCAAUCCAAUAAGGCUAGUGGCAGAACAAAAAUUGUAGAUGGUCUACUGCAUAAUGUGAACAUUUAUACUGAAGUUACAAAGAAGCAGCAAAGAAAUGACCUGUUAGUAAAUGAAAGAUCAGGGGUCCCAAGCUUAAAGACAGCGAUUCAGAUUUAUCGAGGGCCUUCAGAACUAGCACAAAAGCAGAAGCCGGAUGAUCGUCCUAAGAAUGGCACUCUGAUUAAGCGCACUCGCACGUCUGUUGCAGAAACCCGGUCUGAAUACCGGACAAAUGGUUUGCAGAGGCAGCCUGCACUAAUAACAAAAGAGCGAGAUAUGCACAAGGAUAGCAAUGCAGACUGUGAUAUGACUGAAGAAAAGGUUCACAAGUUCCCUGCUGGAGGUGAAGGUUGGGACAAAAAGAUGAAAAGGAAACGCUCAUUUGGUGCUGUCAAUUCAAGACCUAUUGAAGAUGACGGUGAAGUUAAACGGACCAUGCAUCAUAAACCUUCUAGCGAAGCCGGCUUCCCAUCUUGUGAUUCUCAUGGUUUCAAAUCAGGAUUGUCUGGUGCUGCUGGUGGCAAUAGCAAGUCAGAGGGAACUUCACCUGCUAGUUCCAGUGGCCGUGCACUCCAAAGUGAGCAGGAAAAAUCCCCUUUGUCUAGGGAUUUGACAGCUGGGUUGAACAAGGAGAAAGUUUUUGCAAAAGGACACUUCAAAUUUAAUAGCUGUGACGAAAUCAAUGGCUGUCCUAGUCCAAUAACAAAAGGAAAGGCAUCAAGGGCUCCACGAAGUGGUUCUAUGGUUCCCAAUAAUUCAGCCUCCACUGUUCCCCGAGUACCUGGAACCCAUGAAAGCUGGGAGCAGGCACCAAAUGGAAUAAAGAACCUUUCUGUUGGUGGUGCCAAUAAUCGCAAGCGUCCAUUUCCUUCAGGUUCAUCUUCACCUCCCAUUACGCAGUGGAUUGGUCAGCGGCCUCAAAAAAUUUCUCGAACAAGGAGGGUUAAUCUUGUAUCUCCAGUGUCAAACAAUGAUGAGAUACAAAUGUCAUCUGAUGGUUGUUCCCCUUCUGAUUUUGGAGCUAGAUUAACUACUAGUGCAGUAAAUCACUCUCUUUUACCCAAAGGCACAGUCAACGAGCCACACAAUGGAAAGGUCAAGACUGAGUGUGUUUUAUCUCCAACUAGAUUAUCUGAUAGUGAAGAGUCUGGUGCCGGUGAAAAUAAAUUAGAAGAUAAAGGCAUUGGCUAUAGUGAGGCAGAGGAAAAAGCUGCACCUGCUGUUCAAACCCUUGGGCCUCCUGCUUCUCACAUGAAGAACAAAUUCCUUGACAAGGACGCAACUGGUGAUGGUGUACGACGACAAGGACGCAGUGGAAGAGUUUCAUCAUUUACUAGGGGUAACAUUUCACCUACGAUGGAGAAGCUGGAUAAUUUGUCCACCACAAAGCCACUUCGGCCAACAAAGCCUAUUGAAAAGAAUGGCAGUAAGUCCGGCCGUCCUUUGAAAAAGCAAUCAGAGCGCAAAGGGUUCUCUCGCCUUGGGCAUCCGACAAGUAGUGAGUCACCAGAUUUCACUGGAGAUUCAGAUGAUGGUCGCGAGGAGCUCCUAUCAGCUGCUAACUCAGCACAUAACUCUAGUGUUCAAGCAUGUUCAAGUGCAUUCUGGAAGAGGGUAGAGGCCUUCUUUGCUUCAAUCAGCUCAGAAGAGAAGCUCUACCUAUCAGAGCAGUUGAAAUCAUCAGAGGAACUUCAUACAAAACUAACAAAGAUUUCAUGCUCACAGAAUGGUGUUCUGAGUGAUCAUGUGCCUGAUGGAACUUUUAUAGCAGACCCCGUUUCUGCUGACCGCAAAAGAUGCAUGAAAAACCAAAGUGGAUCAAAAAGUGCAGAUCUUGUGGAUAAAGCUCAAAAUUCUAUUCCAAGUGAAAAUCUAAAUUCAAACAAAAAAAUCAACAAAGUUACUCCACUGUAUCAAAGAGUGUUAUCAGCUUUGAUCAUGGAGGAUGACCUUGAAGAGCUUGAAGAAAACAAGGUUGAGAGAUCUUCAUCAUUACAGGGUCUAGGGGAUUCACCUGAUGAGGCAUCCCCUUUUGUUGACUUUGUUGGUAAUAGAAAUAUGGAUAGGACAGAGUUUGCACGUGGAUCAGUAGUCGGUGUUGUUCAGUUAGAGAAAAAUGGAAUAUCAAACAAAUUUGCUUCUUGCAACGGAUAUGGUACAUACACUGGCAUUCAGGAUUCUCCAGAUGGUAUUGAAGUGCCACUAAGGGAGAAUGGUUUCAUGCAUUCAGAGAUUGGAUUGCUGGUUGACCUUUCAAGAUGUAACAACUCAGAGGGUCUCCAAAGUCGGGUUACUAGUAGUUUCAGCAUUUCUUCUUCGGAUCACCAAUAUGCUCAAAUGUCUCUCAAUGAUAGACUUUUGAUGGAGCUUCAGAGCGUUGGCAUCUAUGUAGAAACUGUGCCCGGUUUAGAAGAUAAAGAAGAUGAAGCGAUCAACCAAGAAAUUGUGCAGCUGGAGAGAGGACUAUAUCAACAGAUUAGUAGAAAGAACGCACACCUUGGUAAAAUAUCUCACGCAAUACAAGAAGGCAAAGAUAUUGAUUGCCGGGACCCUGAGCAGGUUGCAAUGAAUAAGCUCGUCGAGCUGGCUUACAAGAAGCUAUUGGCAACUCGGAAGGCUCCCAAAAUGGGGUUGCCUAAGGUGUCAAAACAGGUGGCAUUGGCUUUUGCGAGGAGAACACUUGCAAGAUGUCGCAAAUUUGAGGAAACAGGGGAAAGUUGCUUUAGUAAUCCAACUUAUAGGGACAUUAUUUUUGCUUCCCCUCCUCGGUUUAGUGAAGCAGAGCUUUUAGCAGGGUGCAACAUUUCGGGCAGCGCUGGAUCAAUAUACCCUUGUAAUAACAAUCGUCAAUCCGACCAAGCUUUUGCAAGAAACGGACCACUAUCAAACAGAGGGAGGAAGAGAGAAAUAUUGCUUGACGACAUUGGCAGCUCUGCCUUCCAAUCCACCUCCACUCUGGGUGGCACCACCACCCUGUUUGGCGGCGCAAAAGGAAAGCGAAGCGAGAGGGAUCCCUCAUCUGCCCGGAAUGCGAAAACGGGUCGCUCUUCUCUUGGGGGCAACUCUAAAGGUGACCGGAAAACGAGAACAAAGCCCAAACAGAAGACUGGGCAGCUUACCACUACAUCUUAUAACAAGUUCCUGGAAACCCCAAACCCCUUCCAAUCACCAGUGGAUGCCAUCAAGAAUGAUGGGAACAUGAAAACAGAAAGUUCUGCAGAGGUCAAGAACGAUUCUGCAGACCCGAUAACAAACGCACCCUUAAUAAACGACAUUGUUGACGAAAUAGGAGAAGACCUGGGUGCGGGUUCGCAGGAUUUGAAUGCUUGGUUCAACUUUGACGUGGAUGGUUUGCAAGAUCAAGAUUGUAUUGGCCUGGAAAUACCUAUGGAUGACCUCUCGGAGUUGAAUAUGUUUUAGCUUGUGUCACUUUGUCGCUCAUUUAUUUACCUGUAAAUGCCUGUGGUUUAUUUAACAACCUGUAGUUACUAGUGAUCUUUGUUUUAAUGUAACUAGCAUAUUUCAUGGGUUUGGGCCAAAUCCCUCCCUUAUUUGUCAUCUAUGUAUUUUUUUAUUUACUUCUGAAAGACGACUUUAUGCUGUCUCACUCCCAUUGGG
This is a messenger RNA of Cuscuta campestris, 4433 nucleotides long. NCBI's taxonomy places the organism in Eukaryota, Viridiplantae, Streptophyta, Magnoliopsida, Solanales, Convolvulaceae. The record is from the annotation of a GenBank genome assembly.